Molecule: messenger RNA, 902 nt
Organism: Rubroshorea leprosula
Lineage: Eukaryota; Viridiplantae; Streptophyta; Magnoliopsida; Malvales; Dipterocarpaceae
Source: the annotation of a GenBank genome assembly
GGGAUCAAUUGAAGAGGUAAUUUUAGAGCGUGCAAAGCAGAAGAUGGGUAUUGAUGCCAAGGUCAUCCAAGCUGGACUUUUCAAUACAACUUCUACAGCUCAAGAUAGAAAAGAGAUGUUGGAGGAAAUCAUGCGUAGAGGAACAAGGUCACUUGGAACUGAUGUGCCAAGUGAGAGAGAGAUCAACCGGCUUUCAGCCCGAACUGAUGAGGAGUUCUGGAUGUUUGAGCAAAUGGAUGAGGAGAGGAGAGUAAAGGAGAAUUACAAAUCCCGUCUAAUGGAAGAACACGAGGUACCUGAGUGGGUAUAUUUUGCACUUAACGCUAAGGAAGACAAGGGCAAACAUUUUGAAAGCAAUAAUGGUGGCUUGGGGAAGCGGAAAAGGAAGGAAGUGGUUUAUUCUGACACAUUAAGUGAUUUACAGUGGAUGAAGGCUGUGGAACAUGGAGAAGACAUGGCAAAGUUAUCAAGUAAAAGGAAGGGGAGGGACCAUCUUUCCCCUGAGGGCAAUGAACUGGCUACUAAUAACUUAGGAGCAGAGAAAAAGCUUAGUGAAUUAAGGAAUGAGAAUGUACCUGCUGCAAGUGAAGGAACAAGUGAAGAAACCUCUGGUUCGGCACGAAAGAGAUUCAAGUCUCAUGGGGGAAUCAUAGAGAAAUCACCUAAGAUACUCAUUUCUGAUUUGGGCAUGCCUGAGACACCCAAAUAUCAAGGUGUAGCAAAGGCUGAAGAUUCAACAAGCUCCUGGAAGGGGCAAAUAAUUACAUGGAAUACCCAUAAGAAGAAGAGAUCAUCAAACUAUUCUUUUCCGAGUUCUUCAUCAGAUUCAAGGGGGCAGCAUUCCAAUGGGAGAGGGAAUGGCUUGAUGUAAAUGUUUCAUAAAAAAAAAAAAAAAAAAAAAA